Choloepus didactylus (southern two-toed sloth) is the source of this 1655-nucleotide messenger RNA. RefSeq names its product Wnt family member 2 (gene WNT2). Gene Ontology annotation, biological process: canonical Wnt signaling pathway; cell fate commitment; neuron differentiation. The transcript is spliced from 5 exons. Gene Ontology annotation, cellular component: extracellular region. Gene Ontology annotation, molecular function: cytokine activity; frizzled binding. The record is from RefSeq and is a predicted model, not a curated record. NCBI's taxonomy places the organism in Eukaryota, Metazoa, Chordata, Mammalia, Pilosa, Megalonychidae. Bases 1 to 1083 code for a protein of 360 amino acids.
AUGAACGCUCCUCUCGGUGGAAUCUGGCUCUGGCUCCCUCUACUAUUGACCUGGCUCACCCCUGAGGUCAGCUCUUCAUGGUGGUAUAUGAGAGCUACAGGUGGCUCCUCCAGGGUGAUGUGUGACAAUGUGCCAGGCCUGGUGAGCCGCCAGCGUCAGCUGUGCCACCGCCACCCAGAUGUGAUGCGAGCUAUUGGCGUGGGUGUGGCCGAGUGGACAGCAGAGUGCCAGCACCAGUUCCGCCAGCAUCGUUGGAACUGCAACACCCUAGACAGGGAUCACAGCCUCUUCGGCAGGGUCUUGCUCCGAAGUAGUCGGGAAUCUGCCUUUGUUUAUGCCAUCUCCUCAGCUGGAGUUGUAUUUGCCAUCACCAGAGCAUGUAGCCAGGGAGAAUUAAAAUCCUGUUCCUGUGAUCCAAAGAAGAAGGGAACUGCCAAGGACAGCAAGGGCACUUUUGACUGGGGUGGCUGCAGUGAUAACAUUGACUAUGGGAUCAAAUUUGCCCGAGCAUUUGUGGAUGCCAAGGAAAGGAAAGGAAAGGAUGCCAGAGCCCUGAUGAACCUUCACAACAACAGAGCUGGGAGAAAGGCUGUAAAGCGGUUCUUGAAACAAGAGUGCAAGUGUCAUGGAGUGAGCGGCUCCUGUACUCUGAGGACAUGCUGGCUGGCCAUGGCCGACUUCAGGAAAACGGGUGAUCAUCUUUGGAGGAAGUACAAUGGUGCCAUCCAGAUCGUCAUGAACCAGGAUGGCACUGGUUUCACUGUGGCUAACAAGAAAUUUAAGAAGCCAACGAAAAAUGACCUCGUGUAUUUUGAGAAUUCUCCAGACUACUGUAUCAGAGACCGAGAUUCAGGUUCCCUGGGUACAGCAGGCCGUGUGUGCAACCUGACUUCCCGAGGCAUGGACAGCUGCGAAGUCAUGUGCUGCGGGAGAGGCUACGAUACCUCCCGUGUCACCCGGAUGACGAAGUGUGAGUGUAAAUUCCACUGGUGUUGCGCCGUGCGCUGUCAGGACUGCCUGGAGGCUCUGGACGUGCACACGUGCAAGGCCCCCAAGAGCGCCGACUGGGCAGCUCCCACAUGACCCUGGCAGAGGUUACCCUCUGCCUUCUCUCCUGCAGGGACUCCAUAGGAUCUGCAAGGACACUGGGUCUUUGGGUUCUCUCCUGGGGGAUAUUUCCUAAGAUGUUUAGCCUUUGCCUCAACAUAAGUCCCUUCUCCCCCUCCCAAGGGACCCAGCACCACACACUGCACAUAAAGUACUCCUAUUCUAUCUAUCUUUUGGCAUUCUGGAAAUAGUAUGUCAGGAUGUCAGAGGAAAAGGAUGAUAGGCUCAGUUAAUUGUCUCUACCUGCCUAGACUUUUCCUUGUUGUAGAGCAAUUGACCAGGAAGCAAAAUAGAGUGUCUCAAAAGAACUUUCUCUGUGUCUUCCAACAAAUGCUCACAGUUAAGAAAUUUCAUACCUCUCCAGGGGUGGGAGUGGGGGUGUAAAGCAAAGAAAGCAGAAUCAACUGCCACUGAAUUAUUUUUAAAUUCCUGGAGAGACCAAGUAAGGAUUUUGUCUGGUCAAGUGAUUUUCACAGCCAUCAUCCCUGGGGGUAAUUGGUAAUGCCUGGAGAAGGAUGCCUUUCAAUAAACUUCAGGUUUAAAAAGCA